Molecule: messenger RNA, 1060 nt
Organism: Populus euphratica (Euphrates poplar)
Lineage: Eukaryota; Viridiplantae; Streptophyta; Magnoliopsida; Malpighiales; Salicaceae
Product: vesicle-associated membrane protein 711-like
Exons: 4
Coding region: 378-1046 (222 amino acids)
Biological process (GO): vesicle-mediated transport
Cellular component (GO): membrane
Source: RefSeq, a predicted model, not a curated record
AUUUAUCAAAUAUAUUUUGAAUUAAGAAAUCAUUAGGCAAUACUUUGGGCUUAAUUGUCACAUCCACCCAUUAAUGGGCCAGACCUCUUUCAUGCCCACCAAACCCAGUCCAACCAAAUUCAGCCCAACAUCAUGUCGUUUAUUUAAAGCCUAAAAUUCUCUCCAUUUCAUAUUUCGACUCCACCCUGUCUCUUCAUGCCACAAAAGGACCUGCGCAACUAAAUUUAUCCCAUUGAAAACGCCAAUAAAAAUUCCAAAUCCCAUCUCCAUUACCACCCUUUAGAACCUUGUAGCCAUUAACACAAAAAAAAAAAAAAAAAUCUCUCUUGCCCUUCUCUUUCGGGGUUGGGCAAGAGAUCAUAAGGAAUAAUAUCACAAUGGGAAUAUUGUAUGGCAUGGUGGCUAGAGGUCUUGUGGUCUUGGCAGAAUUUAGCAGCGUUGCACAAACAAAUGCAAACACCGUAGCAAGGCAGAUUCUUGAUAAAAUCCCUCGCGGAAAUGAAGAUAGUAAUUCGUCGUAUUCUCAUGAUCGUUACAUUUUUCACGUUAAAAAAACCGAUGACCUUACCGUUCUUUGCAUGGCUGAUGAUGCCACCGGACGGAGAAUCCCAUUUGAAUUUCUCGAGGAUAUUCAUCAAAGAUUUGUGAAGACUUACGGCCGUGCAAUUCACACAUCUGCUCCCUAUGCCAUGAAUGAAGAGUUUUCCAGGAUCAUGAGCCAACAGAUGGACCAUUUUUCAAAUGAUCCGAAUGCGGAUCGAUUGAACCGCUUACAGGGUGAAAUGAGUCAUGUAAGGAGUGUCAUGAUCGACAAUAUUGACAAAGUGUUGCAGAGGGGAGAUCGGCUGGCGCUGCUAGUUGAAAAAACUUCCACAUUGCAAGGAAAUACAAUUCGCUUUCGGCGACAGACUCAGCGUUUCAGAAAUACACAGUGGUGGAGAAAUUUCAAGCUCAAGGCUACAUUGAUACUAUUUCUCUUGAUUUUCAUUUAUACUGUACUCGCAUUGCUUUGUCGUGGUCCUUCACUUCAUUCCUGCUUGAAGUAAAAACGCACAAGAUC